AUGGCAAGUAGGCGUACUAACAACAACACUACUCAUCAGCAUCACACAGGCGUUCAUCGUGGACAUGUUGUACAUCAUCUUGGAGGCAGAUCAGUGUCUAGACGGCGUAAUGUAAUUAAUCGAGCUAGGAAUCGAUCAGAAAUUAGUUUUUGUGUGAAAUAUACAGUUUUUGGGUUGGUUUUUUUUAUUUUUAUUAAUUUUUAAAAAUUUUUUAAAAUUAAUUUGUGGGGGAAAUAGGUAAUCCUUAGAUCAUUGGUCCCUAGAAAAAAUAGUAAAAAAUGCUCCUUCGAUAUUUUUGAGGCUGACAGUAGGAAAAGACUUUGGUUGACGUCCCCUUCUUUUUCCUUCACUUUUCCCUGACCAUUUUUACCAAUGUUUCCUCCCCCUCUGUUUC
Messenger RNA from Meloidogyne enterolobii, 394 nucleotides. The record is from the annotation of a GenBank genome assembly. Lineage: Eukaryota; Metazoa; Nematoda; Chromadorea; Rhabditida; Meloidogynidae.